GAGGCUGGGUGGGACUUGGCUCGGUAGCCAUGGGCAAGCAGAACAGCAAGCUGCGGCCCGAGAUGCUGCAGGACCUGCGGGAGAACACGGAGUUUUCGGAGCUGGAGCUGCAGGAGUGGUACAAGGGCUUCCUCAAGGACUGUCCCACAGGCAUCCUCAACGUGGACGAGUUCAAGAAGAUCUACGCCAACUUCUUCCCCUACGGCGACGCCUCCAAGUUCGCCGAGCACGUCUUCCGCACCUUCGACACCAACAGCGACGGCACCAUCGACUUCCGGGAGUUCAUCAUCGCGCUGAGCGUGACCUCCCGCGGCCGCCUGGAGCAGAAGCUCAUGUGGGCCUUCAGCAUGUACGACCUGGAUGGCAACGGCUACAUCAGCCGGGAGGAGAUGCUGGAGAUCGUGCAGGCCAUUUACAAGAUGGUUUCGUCUGUGAUGAAGAUGCCAGAGGACGAGUCGACCCCGGAGAAGAGGACCGAGAAAAUCUUCCGCCAAAUGGACACAAACAAUGACGGCAAGCUGUCCCUGGAGGAGUUCAUCCGCGGGGCCAAGAGCGACCCGUCCAUCGUGCGCCUGCUGCAGUGCGACCCCAGCAGCGCCUCCCAGUUCUGAGCGCCGGCAGUCCGCGCCCCCUCCUCCCGGCUUCCUCCUCUUUGUGUCUGUCCAGGCUGGGGGCCAGGCUGGGGACCCGGUCCGCGGGCCUGCACCGUGAGGGGAGGCCCCAGCACGCACCGGAUAGCAACCCCCCCAACGUGAGAGACGGACGCAGGCUGCCUUGUCUGCCCCUGGGUCAGCGGCCCUUACCAAGGUCAACCGACCAGCUCCCCUCCCCCCUCAAGGCCGCUGGCCAGGCUCCCCUCUUGCCCGUCUCAGCCUGGGCAGUCUCAGGGAGCCGAGCGCAGGGGAGGUGGGCAGAGAGGGAUUCGGGGGUGUGCUUGAUACCUCCUCCCCUGCAGCAGGGCCUCACCCCUCCUGCCCCAGCUCCUGGAGGCCAGGAUGCCAAGGAGACGGCUGCCCCCAGGGCCCCAGCCCGCAGGCUGCAGGUCCCACCACCCCCGCCUGCCUCUCAGCACGGCCAGCCACACACAGCCCCGGGACCCUCUGUUUGUCGCCUCUCUCUUAUGCACACACAGACCCGCAGGCAGAUGGGCGCGUGCACCUUAGAGCGCCCCACAGCGUCCUGUGUGGGAAGCAGCACAGCCCCCCUCCCCCGCGAAGCCCCCACCCCAUGCAUGCAGCCACAUGGAGCAUCUCUGUUCUUUUUAAUAACUUCACAAUAAAGUCUCG
This is a messenger RNA of Lepus europaeus (European hare), 1286 nucleotides long. RefSeq names its product hippocalcin (gene HPCA). Bases 30 to 611 code for a protein of 193 amino acids. Lineage: Eukaryota; Metazoa; Chordata; Mammalia; Lagomorpha; Leporidae. Gene Ontology annotation, molecular function: calcium ion binding. The transcript has 4 exons. The record is from RefSeq and is a predicted model, not a curated record.